Schistocerca americana (American grasshopper) is the source of this 7711-nucleotide messenger RNA. It is a transcript of the gene RhoGAPp190, whose product is annotated as rho GTPase-activating protein 190. The transcript has 30 exons. Bases 334 to 5493 code for a protein of 1719 amino acids. Gene Ontology annotation, molecular function: GTPase activity; GTP binding. Gene Ontology annotation, biological process: signal transduction. The record is from RefSeq and is a predicted model, not a curated record. NCBI's taxonomy places the organism in Eukaryota, Metazoa, Arthropoda, Insecta, Orthoptera, Acrididae.
UCUAACAUGGCGUCUGUUUGAUUGUGUGUGUGUAUAGUGGCAGCUGACGCGAGGAAAAUAAUGGGAUCAUUAUUUUUUUAUUUUCAUCCUGAUACUCAAAAAUAAAGCUACUCAGUUUACGAAAUGCGAUAUUUGAGUUGGGGGCGGACGUCCUGCUGUUGCAUUUCAAGACAAAAAUGACGAAAAAAAAGGGGGUUUAAAUGCAGUUGUCAUUUCAUGUCAAUUAACUCACAUGCGAUCAACAGAAGUAAUGUGAAUGUGCUAAUGAAUCUUCAUUAUGUGGAUUCUUGAGAGGUUCAGACUGUAAUUUAUGCAAUGGUCAGACACUGAAGCAUGGCCAAGAAGACGGAGGCCAUGCGUGGUUUUAAUGUGUCUGUUGUGGGGUUGUCAGGCACAGAGAAGGAUAAAGGACAAGCUGGAGUCGGCAAAUCUUGCCUGUGCAAUAGGUUCAUGCGCUCACUUGCUGAUGAUUAUAGUGUUGAUCACAUAUCUGUUCUAAGCCAGACUGAUUUCAGUGGACGUGUUGUAAAUAACGAUCAUUUUUUGUACUGGGGUGAAGUUACCAAAUGUUCUGAAGAAAGUAUCGAUUUCCUCUUUCAAGUGAUUGAACAAACAGAAUUUAUAGAUGACGCGUCUUUUCAGCCUUUCAAAGGAAGUAAAAUGGAGCCGUAUGUAAAGAGAUGUAGUGCAACAAAACUGACUUCUGCCGAAAAACUGAUGUACAUAUGCAAGAAUCAAUUAGGCAUUGAAAAAGAAUAUGAACAAAAAGUAUUACCAGAUGGUAAAAUAAGUAUUGACGGUUUCCUGUGUUUGUAUGAUGUGAGUGUUGUACCAGGUAGGACAAUUGAGAAACAAACAGAAAUAGUUACAGCAAUUUUAAACAAUUUGAUAAAAACGAAGAAACCUAUUGUGCUUGUUACAACUAAAAAUGAUGAUGCCAAUGAAACAUAUGUAAAGGAAGCAGAACGACUUGUAGCCAGAAAAGAAUACAAAGGUGCAAUUCCUUUAGUGGAAACAUCUGCCCAUGAAAAUAUCAAUGUAGAUUUAGCAUUUAUUGUCUUAGCUCAGUUAAUUGACAGGACCAAAGGAAGAACAAAAAUUUUGCCAUAUGUAGAGGCAGCUAGAAUUAGGAAGGAAAUUCUUGAACAGUGCACGGAAGCAUAUCAGCGUUUAAUACGUUUACACGUUAAUGAUUAUAGAGCAGUUUGGAGCUAUACUUCAAAAAAGCUUGCACAGCAAGAAGACUUUAUUCGUUUUGUUGAGCUGUUUGGUUUGGAUUGUUCCCAACGACUUUUUCGGCGAUAUGUGAAAAAGCUGAAAGAUGAACAUUUAGCAAAGAGAGUCCAGGGCUAUAUGGACAUGCUUCCUGAAAUUUUGCAAGAAAUGGUUCCUGAUAUUUCUUCUCUUCGAGACAGAGAUUGGCCGGCUGUACAACUUCGUCUCAAAGAGCAUCCAGAUUUUAGCCAGUAUUUUUAUGAAUGCCCAGACGAUAUUCCAUGGACAGAAUGUGACCUGACAGAUGUGUCAGAAACACGGAUUCCAUUUGAAGUAUUAGACACAAGUGAAGCAGAAACAGUCUUCAAGAACCAUGUGAAUGCAUUGCAGCAAGAGCAGAAAAGAUUAGAGUGGAAGAAGCAGUUCAAGCAGUUACUUGAGGACACAGGUUAUGUCACUCCAGGUAAACUUUUAUCAGAGGUCCAGGUGCUUUUUAUGGGUCGAGAAUGUUUUGAGGCCCUGUCUGAACAAGAUCGCCAACAAAUAUAUGAUCAGCACCAAAAAGAAAUUGUGGAGAAGGCAAAGCACAAUUUCCAGGAACUACUGUUGGAACAUGCAGAUUUAUUUUACCACUUCAAAAGCAUUGCACCUACUGGAACGAUAACACAGGCUGAUAUUAAGGAAAUAACUGAUGCUUUGCAGGAUGACUCCAGGUACAAAGCAUUAGACAGACUUGAUCAAGAUAGAAAACUGAUGCUUUUCCAACACUUAGGAUUUGUACAUUGUCCUAUUAGAGAGCAUUGUCCAGCCUUCCCCAACUGUAUGGAUGCUCUCAUAGAACGAAUCUUAGGAACAAAAGCUCAUAGGCCAUCCUCUUGGAACCACAACAGCCAGUGGAUCCUAAAUUCUGACAAUAAUCAGCUGAAUCUUGUUAUCCUAGGGAUUGAUGGACUAGCAGAGGAGUUAGCGAAUGAUAUUCGGGAACAGUGUGAUGAUGAUGAAUAUGAAAUAGACUGUAAUUUGUACAGUUUGGAUUAUAGAAUUAUUGAUGGUGAUGUUAGUUUACCCCAGAAUUCUUUCAAGACUUCAAAAUUCUUGCCAAAUGGGUGCUUUUGUGUGUAUUCCAAUCAAGAAUCAUUUGAAUAUGUCCGAGAUAGUUUGGAAAAAACUCUGCUCUCCAAUUUAGAGCAAGAAGAUCGUUUACCAUUUCAAGGUUUACCAAUUGUGAUUUUAUUUGUCGCUGAUCAGUCAGUUGAUGAGAAAGAGGUGCUGAGGUUACAAGAAGAAGGACAGAAUUUGGCUGAUAGUUUACAGUGUCCCUUCAUUGGCGUAUCUGUGGAUGAGAUGGAUCCAUCACAACGGUUUAGUCCUCCAUUGAUAGCAGAAGCACUGCGGCAGCUGAUACAAAGUAUCCAUCACAGAGCAGGCUUUAUAAACGUCUACCAGUCUGUAUUGGAGUGUUCAGAACCUGAUAUCAGGAUUAUAAUGUGCAUGUUUUGUGGUGAUCCAUAUUCUGUAGAAAAUAUUUUGGGGCCUCUUUUGAGUCACCAGUGCUGCUUUUUAAGUGGAGAUCGAAGUAUAAUUUUAGAAACUUUUUUGGGUGACUCUAAACGCAAAGUUGAGGUUAUCAUUUCUUCAUUCCAUGGUGCCAAUGCAUUUCGUGAGGAAUUGGUCCAUGGCUUCAUCCUAGUCUACUCAACCAAGCGGAAAGCCUCUCUCGCAACUCUCAAUGCAUUCUCAAUGAACAUUCCAAAUUUGCCAAUACAAAUUCUAGCUGUUACUGAUACUGGUGGGGCAAAUGCAUUCUUUAGUAGUGAUCUGAGUCAUUUACUAAUAACUGAGGGAAAUGCUACAGCUGAUAGACUUCAGGCACAUUUUAUGACUUCUACAUCAUCAUGUCAGCAGAAAACUGCCUUUUACACACCAUUCUUCAAGGAAGUUUGGGAGAAGAAACCUGAAAUAGAGCAAGCAUUCCACAUGGAAGAGCCGGUCAAUUUGAAUGACUGCAGUGAGGGCACAUUGGACCACCAGUCGCGUCAUCCACUUCCUCCUCCACGGCAUGAGAGUUACCUUAUCAAGACCGUUGAAUCAAAUGAAGGGAGUGGGUCAGAGAUCUAUGAAAGACUUCCUACAGAUGCAUCAUUGGCAGAUGAUCUGAAUGAACCUUUGUCAUCAACAUUCCCAGAAGACCGUUUACUUAGCCCUAGUGAUGACAGUGAGAUCUAUUCCCAUGUAGAUAUGUAUGGAAGAGACAAUGAACCUCUCCUUAAAUCAAGAGAGACGAAGAAUGCAGAUAAAUUGCAACAAGAUUUUCAGGUGUACCCCCAACCCACCACUCCUCCAGAGCCAGCACCUCCAGACCACAUCCCUCAUCGCCUGCUGAAGCCACCUAUUCUGGCUGCGGGUUCUCAUACCAGCUUGGAAGAUACAACAUCUGACAUAAGUGAUUCACGGGACUCUCUGGUGACACGUGAUUCAGAUAGAGAAGACGGUGUUUGGAUGUCAAGUUACCAACAACACGCCUUCACCACUGGCAGGCGGCAUAUGCCAGUGACCAAGACAAGGCCUAAAGGAAGCAGUCAAACACUAAAGCAACCAGGCAAACUGAAUUUAAAGGAUUUCUCGCUUGUAACAGAUGCAAUAGCUAGAAUGAAUGUUGCUGGCCGUGAAAGUACAGUGAACAAACUCGCCAAACAGGCAGGUUUUGGACAUGCGCCUUUGGCAACACCAGAAAAUGUUGAUUUGGGUUCUGAAUAUGCUCAAGUCAAGGAUGCUGUACCCGGCCUUUAUUCUUCAUAUGAUGGAGAGUAUGCAUAUACUUUAGUGCAAGAUGCUGUUGGAACCAACAAUAAAUCAAAACUGAGGCAGAGAAGAGAAAAGGGUCAACCCUCAUAUUCUGAUUCUGACAGUGACUGGAGUUCUCUUGAACGAAGGCAGAGAGCAGCAGAUGCGUACUGCAAAGUAAAUCGAAAGCCUACUCCACAUAAAAGGAUGCGAAAGAAACGUACAGCCAUCCCUGUUCCAACACCUAGAGUGCCAUCUUCUCAACCAUCAGUAACUGCUGAAAAUCUUAAUAUAGCAAACUACCAAUUGAAAGAUGAACAGUCGCGCUGUGCAUGUGAUUCCAGUGAAAAAGUUGCAAGUGAAAGUCCGUCAGAUUUUAGUGAUGCAAGUGACCCAGAGCUUUCUGGAUCAGCAACGCAGACACAUUACAAGUAUCCCAAACAUUCCAUACGUAUGAAAAAAAAGGCAGCAAACAUUGCUUCAUCAGGAAUGAUUAACUCAUCUGAGCAUCGUAGCUCAGUUCAGCGGCCAUUCCCUCCUCAUUUAACAUCGGAUUCAGAUAUUUUAGCAAAUGCAAAAGUGAAAAGUGAAGUUCCCUAUGGCACUUGUCAAGAUGAAGAAUCAAGCCUAGAUGUGUCAUCACCAAGGGAUGUCAAUUCUUCUGCGGUAAAAGACUGUGACAAAGCAUCUCGCAGAAAGGAUAAACAAAAACUGAAAUCAGAUGAAAAGCAGGAGAAAAGACGCAUCAAGGAAGAGAAACUUAAGAAGCUGGCUGAAAAGGAAAAAGAGCGUGAUAAGAAGCGCUCUAAACAGAAAGUGAAAAGUAGCCCAGUUACUCAUCAGGCAACUUUACAAGACUUUGCGCAGUCGGAAAGUAAUUAUAUCCCUUUGCUAUUGGAAAAAUGUGUUAGGUUCAUAGAAGAAGAAGGCCUUGACUCAGAGGGAAUUUACAGAGUUCCUGGAAAUCGAGCACAUGUAGAUCUCCUCUUCCAGAAAUUUGAAGAAGAUCCUAAUUUUGAUAUCCGUGAGCUUGACAUUCCUGUGAAUGCUGUUGCUACUGCACUGAAGGAUUUCUUCUCGAAGCGAUUGCCACCACUUUUGACACAAGAUAUGCUAGCUGAGCUUGAAGAUAUCUCUGGGGCGAGAAGAAUCAACAAGCAAGUUUCUACUGCAUACCUAAAUCUUGAAGUCAUCACUGACAGAAGCUGCCGACUGUUAGCAUUACGUGCUCUGUUGAAGAAACUUCCAGGAGUAAACUUUGAAGUGCUCAAGUUUAUAUUCCAACAUUUUGUCAAGGUCUCUGAGAACUGCAAGUUAAACAGCAUGGACUCAAAAAAUCUUGCCAUAUGCUGGUGGCCAACUCUUUUGCCGAUAGAAUUCAGUGACAUGGGAAGAUUUGAGCAGAUGAGGCCACACUUAGAAGAUAUUGUGCAGACUAUGAUUGACCAGUAUCCAUUUUUGUUUUGUGGAAAAGAAGCUUUUGUAAUGGUCUGAGACAGGUUUUAAUGCAGUGCAUAAUUUUGUGAGGGUGAAUUAAUGAUUACAAAGGUGAAAUAGCAGUGCUUUUUUCCAGAUAAACUCAGUGUUCUUUCCGUUUGCGUAUGUCUUGUGAGCUGUUGUUGCACUACAUUGUGGUACCCUACAAAUUAAAAUAAACAAAUAUAUACACACACACACACACACACACACACACACACACACACACACACACACAUAUAUAUAUAAAUCUAAUUAUGGUACAAACUGUACCACAACAUUAUUGUGAUAACUGAAAUGCAAUGUGAAUUCUUUCGAAUUCUCUCCUCCCUUCAAUAGAAUGCAACUGUAAUAAAGUGCAGUGCCAACUGAAUAGAAGUAAAGUCCUUCAUUAAAUGUGAAGUAAAGUUUGUAUUUUGUGCAGAUGCAGACUGUUCACAUGUACUAUGUUCAAUUGGGUACUUAGUUCAGACGUUUUGAGUGCUUUUGUGUUCCUGCCAUAAGAUUUAAAGACUUCUAUAAAUGACAGUAAUUUUUUGAUUAGAGACUGAUUUGUCAUAUUUUUCUGCUGAGAGAUUUGCUUGUCUCAAGAUGCUGCUUGUAUCAUGAGAGAUACUUGGUGCAUUCAAAGUUUGUCUCACAAGCUUGUGAGAAAAAUGUUAUUUAAGAAAUUAGUAUUAGGAUCAGACAUAUUCUGCCAGCUGCAUGUUAUGUCUUGCUAACUGAUGUGACUGCACUUCAGUAUAUGUGCUCAACACAUUAUUUUUAAUAAAACUAGAAUGCAGGUUUGAAAGUCCCCUCUGCAGUUAUAAAUAGCAAACUACACAAACUGUUGUACAAAUUUUGUUUGUGUACUUUCAGUCACUAAAUGUAUAUUUUUAUUAAACUUAUGACUGUAUAUUAUGUCGAUUGUUGCUAUGUGUCAUGUUUCGAAGAAACGUCUGUGUAAUUUUUGUUUUUCAUAUUUAUUAACAGAAACUGAUGAGUACAGAGAGAUGUAUGAGAGAAGCAAUUAUACCACAGUAAUUUUUACAUAUGUUUUUUUAUUCACUUCAUUUGUAAAUUAUACACCAUAAAUAAAACUGUGGAAUGCUUUGCUGUGCAUGUUACUUUCAGAUGUGUGUUAGUGCUUGAAACAUAUCCAGACAGGAGGCAAAAAUGCAUAUAUUUGAUUAUUUAUUUACUGUAUAUAGUUUAUGGAUGUAUAAUAGGUGUUAAUAAUAGAUUACACUUAUGUGUGUAUUUAUUUGUGAUCUGAAAUGAGAAUGACUUUUUGACGUAUCACAGUAUUCCAACACUUACAUAAUGUGAUAAUAAAUUGUUAAUAUUAUAAUCAUAUUUAUAAGAUUCAAUGUAAUAUUUUGCAAAUAAAUGUAACAUUGUAUUCCUUGUAAAAGAAAAUUCAUCUCAUACAUAACAAAUACCAUAAUGUCAUCAGUGUGUACCUUGAAGUUAUUUUAAGUUGUGCCUUUUAUUCAAAAAAGAAUGAUAAAAACUACUUUGAUUAAACUUUCAGCAGGUUCUCAUUCUCUUAGGUCUGUAGUGUUUAAAACAAUUUUGGAGAGUGUGGCAUAGGAGGAAAUAACACAUGGCUACAAAAUUUAAUGUUCAGUAUCCUGAGAUUGACAAUAACAUCACUGCAGACCACCUGUUCUUUUCCUUGCAUUUUCUUCAAAUUAUGAAUUCACUCCUUUUUUAAAAAAAAUUUGUAAUGAUACUCAUACACUCAUUGACAUUAAUAUAAUGGUUUGUCAAAUUUUUAAGAGAAACUAGGCAGACAAGACUCCAUUCAAUUUUGAACCUGUAUAUUGAGUAAUCUGAGUACAGUUUCAAUAUUUUUAUCACUGUAUCAUCGUCUUUGCAGUCAUUCACAGCUCUACUAAGAAAAUGUCUUGGUCUCAGGAGUGAUUUUCUAAUCAUUAUUAUUUUAAAUUGACUUUUUCCAAAGAGUUCAACUUGAGCUAGCUGGAAUGAAAUCAGUUCCUUAAAAUAUAUUUUUGGAAAUUGUAAAAAUUACUGAGAACAUUUUCUCCCACAGCAGCCAAAUACUAUCUACUCUGCAAGUAGUUUUAUCAUGUGCUUGUAUGGAAUAUGUCUGUUUAUCUGUGUGGACUAUUGCUGUUACAUUUAAAGGAAAUACCUUUGUCAUUAAUCUUAUUUAUGUGCAAAUAUUCAUUAUAUGUUGAUUUUUUUGUGCAAAAUAUCCUCCCACUAACACAGCAGUUUCCAGUGGCCU